Messenger RNA from Penicillium macrosclerotiorum, 3669 nucleotides. RefSeq names its product putative checkpoint protein kinase (SldA). The record is from RefSeq and is a predicted model, not a curated record. Lineage: Eukaryota; Fungi; Ascomycota; Eurotiomycetes; Eurotiales; Aspergillaceae. Gene Ontology annotation, molecular function: protein kinase activity; ATP binding. The transcript has 3 exons. Gene Ontology annotation, biological process: protein phosphorylation; mitotic spindle assembly checkpoint signaling; meiotic sister chromatid cohesion, centromeric. The coding region runs from base 1 to 3669 and encodes 1222 amino acids.
AUGGCGGCCUCCGAGGACCUGAUUGACUUCGACAUUAUCGAGGCCCAGAAGGAAAACGUUCAGUCACUUCCUGGUGGUAGAUCGGCCAGAGAGCUUGCCCGGAUUUUCUCAGCGGGCAGCAACAGCGACAAACUUGCAUCUCCUUCGCCAAACGACACAAGGACUAUCAACGGUGCCAUUCGCCAGGACUUUGAAAGGGAGCUGGAGUCAAUAGGAGAAUCGGACGAUCCGCUCGAUGUUUAUGACCGCUAUGUCAAAUGGACCCUUAACGCGUACCCGUCUGCCCAGGCCACCGCUGAAUCCGGCCUGCUGCCGCUACUCGAACGCGCCACCAAGUCUUUUCUCUCGUCGUCACAUUACCGGAAUGAUCCCCGCUACCUCCGGCUAUGGCUACACUACAUCCGACUGUUCUCGGAUGCCCCGCGCGAGACAUUUGCGUUCCUUGCCCGGCAUCAUAUCGGCGAAGGCUUGGCAUUAUUCUACGAGGAAUUUGCCGCAUGGUUAGAGGGAGCUGGACGCUGGACACAAGCAGAUGAAGUCUAUAGACUCGGAAUAGAUCGCGAGGCUCGACCAGCUGAGCGCUUGCUCCGGAAAUACAGCGAGUUCCAGCAACGAUACGAAGCACGACCACAAGAUGCCGGGCCUUCCUCGCCCGCCUUGCCGGCUGUACGUCCCGCCUUGGCCGCAAAGAUGGAUCCUUUCGCCCUAUCUGAGGCUGCUGCAGACCCGCAGACCUCACGGCCUUCCCCACAGAUAGGUGGUACGACAAAGACGAAAUCCGGGAAACAAAAGAUGACUAUUUUCUCAGAUUCCGAUGCCGCCGCAUCGAGUCAACCGCCAAGCAGCGGGGGAACAAAGGGGUGGGAAAGUAUUGGAUCAAUGCGGGAACGCAGAAAGGAAAAUGAGGUGGAGGCGAAACCAUGGGUUGGAGAGACAUUGAAGGCGGGAAAGAAGCCAGUACCAACACAGAAAAUGGCAAUUUUCAGGGAUGAGUCCAAUCCAAAUCCACCUCAAGAACAAAGUGCCUCCAAGUACGUUCCAGAACACCAUGUAAGGGAAGCGGUAAACCCACGGACAGGGCGUCGAGAACGAGUUUUUGUCGACCUUGAAUCAGUAUAUCCAGACUAUAAGAACCCCGCCCACGAGAUGAGUUUCGAGGAAUUGAGGGCUAUCAAGCGCGGGUGGAUGAAUAGGAGCUGGCGUUCCCAGAAGGAACCCUUGCAACAGAUCUCAGGGAACGUGAAGGGUUUUGAGGGUCAUUCAUCGAUGCAGAAGACUACAAGUGCAGCCGGGGAGCCACCCGAGCAAUUGAGUCAGAAUUCAAUAAUCGAUGGAGAAACAUCUCAAGCACAGGACCAGGAGGGGCCUCAUGCGGGCAAGACCGGGAAGGCAAGAAAAUUCAAGGUCCAGGGAGAAACUCAAACCAUUAAAAUGAAAUUUGAUUCCCCGACCAACUCGUCGAAAGUCCGGCGAAAGAGCACAAGAGAACCGACAAUGACUAUGCAUACUCGCGCUGCAACGGAUGAGAUCUACAGCAUAUUCAAUCAGCCAUUGAAGGCAGAGACUGAGGAUGCGACAGAUAGCUUGUGCGGCAGUGAUUACGAGGAUGAUGCUUCUGUUAGUACUGGAGAUAGUACAGGCACCGGCCAUAUCUCGGCAGUCUCAAGCGACUUCGGCGACGAUGAAACUCAUACUUUCCACGGGUCUUACGAUGAUACAGAGUACGGUAACGACGAUGUCACGCACGCUGAAAGCGUUGCUGGGGACGACUGGACCGAAUUCAGUGUCAGCAAAGACGUCCCUGGGGGCGGAAGUACCGAUAUGACAUCUCGCUCGGUUAUUAGCGAACGGGAGGAUAUCUCUCCGUAUGGAACCCCCGAGAAGGAGCGGUUUGUACCUCAAAUGCCGGAGGACUACAACCCACCUUGCGGGACGUAUCGUGAUCCGGCAAUCAUGGCACAGAAUCGGCUUCCCUUCAUGACCCCAAUUGUGGAACGGACCGAGUCCUCAAUAUCCAUGACAGCUGCCAGGAAUAUGCAUAAUUCGAAGACGCCAUCAAAGCCUCGCACCCCAGGUAUGCCUCAGAUGGGCGAUCUUCUACUCUCUAGUCCAGUUGCAGCAACAACACCCUAUCACGGAGACCACACUGUCAAUUCGACCGCCGACGUGCCAUUCAGCCCAACAGCGUUCAAAGCCCUUGCUCCAAAACCACGCCGACGGGAAGUUGUUAUCAGAGACUUGCAAUGCAAUCCAACUGAUAAGGGCAUUCGCAAUACGAUUUUGAACUCUUUGGAGCCACCACUUGCAUCAUAUUCGGGCUAUCAUGGUCAUGUCCAAGAUAGCAACUAUGCUACUAUGAUCCAAAAAUUCGUGAAAGCCCACAGCCGAAAGUUGAAAAGCGCUGAUGAUGAAAGUUUUGACACUCCAAUUCUGGAAUUUCCCGGAGCUGAACGCAGCUAUAUCAUUCGACGUGAACUUGGUGCUGGCGCAUAUGCUCCCGUUUACCUCGCAGAGAGUGUCGAUAGUCUAGAGUCGUACGAUUCUGAUUCAGACGGCGAAAAUAGGAGUCCACAUAACCGAGACUCCCUGUCUAGGCAUCCAAGCCCUUAUGACACUCCUCGGGAUCCGUUUGAAGCAGUCAAGGUCGAGAACGGACCGUCCAGCGCCUGGGAAUUCUACAUGAUUCGCACUGCACACGAACGUCUCCGGCAAUCGACUAGCCAGGCCCGCGCCACAGAGAGCAUCGUCCGUGCCCAUGAACUACACGUCCACCAACGCGAGAGUUUCCUAGUGGAAGACUAUCGAGGCCAAGGCACGCUCCUCGAUCUUGUCAACUUGCUCCGCAACGAACCCAUCAGCUCGACCCACAACAGCGACGGCGGGCUCGAAGAAUCUCUUGCAAUGUUCUUUUCCAUCGAGCUCUUCCGCACCGUCGAGGCCCUACACGCCAGCGGUAUCCUGCAUGGCGACAUCAAAGCCGACAACUGCCUUGUUCGCCUUGGUGAUCCCUCGACAACCGACUCCCCGCCCACCAGCACUUUUUCCCUCCUAGAGCUUGGCGAUGGGCCCGCGCAUGAAGCCCCCGAGUCACCCUCCUACGCGCCAUCUGGCGCCUACGGCUGGCGCACUAAAGGCCUCGCACUUAUCGAUUUCGGCCGCGCCAUCGACAUGACCGCUUUCGCGCCAGGCGUGCAGUUCAUCGCAGACUGGGAAACCGGUACCCACGAGUGUCCCGAGAUCCGCGAGAUGCGCCCCUGGACCCACCAAAUCGACCUGUACGGCAUCGCCGGUGUGAUUCACGUCCUGCUGUUCGGCAAAUACAUCGAGUCGGCGGCGGUCCGGACGAGCUCCGAUGGUGCCGGCGCCGGCCCUACCUAUCGCAUCCGCGAGUCACUGAAACGCUACUGGGACCGCGAGCUAUGGGCAGAUGUCUUUGACUUGCUACUUAAUCCGGGCGCGCAGCGGUGGGUCGCGCUGGAAGCAGAGGGAGAUGCAGAGAACGUAGUUCCUGGGGCGCCAGUGCUCCCUGUGUUGCGGGGGAUGCGCCAAGUGCGGCAGAGUAUGGAGGACUGGCUGGUUGUGAACGCGGAGAAGAAAGGGCUGGCGCUACAGUUGAAAAAGAUUGAGGCGCUGCUGGCGGAACGGAAGAAGAGGCUGGAGCGGGCUUGA